Molecule: messenger RNA, 1068 nt
Organism: Talpa occidentalis (Iberian mole)
Lineage: Eukaryota; Metazoa; Chordata; Mammalia; Eulipotyphla; Talpidae
Product: arginine vasopressin-induced protein 1
Exons: 3
Coding region: 181-627 (148 amino acids)
Source: RefSeq, a predicted model, not a curated record
GCUCCUGUCCUGCCCGUGAACAAUGCCCGGUCCUGGUGAGCACCUUCGCGGCAGGAAGCCCAGAGCUGCGCCCGCCUAUUUGAAAGGCCGUGGAAGCGGGUAGGGUGGGCGCAUCUGAGCCUGCCCCAUCCGGAUUUGGAUGAGGUCUUGUCGGUGCUGUCCUUCAGCGUGAGCACCAAGAUGGGCACCCCAGCCUCUGUAGUGAGUGAGCCACCUCCUUGGCAGGCCCCAACUGAGGCCCGGGGCCGCAAAAAGGCCUCAGCCAACAUCUUCCAGGACGCUGAACUGCUGCAGAUCCAGGGCCUAUUUCAGCGCAGUGGAGACCAGCUGGCUGAGGAACGUGCACAGAUCAUCUGGGAGUGUGCCGGGGACCACCGGGUAGCAGAGGCCUUGAGGAAGCUGCGCAGGAAAAGGCCCCCAAGACAGAAGCCUCUGGGCCACUCUGUCCACCACUGCAGCCGACUCAAAACCCCAGAACCCUGUACUCCACUGGCUGAACCACAGGGCAGUGCCACGGAGAUGGCUUCCAGUGACCAGUAUCUGAACUCUAGAAGGGCAAGUGCCAGGAUCCGCCAGAACUGGAGGAAGCCAGGCCCCACAAGCUACCUCCAUCAGAUCAGACACUGAUUCAGGCAAGUGGCUGAGAAUGGCAGUAUCUUCCCCAGGAAUUAUAGGAAUUUUUGCCAAAGGGCCUGGGGAGGUAAAGAAGAGAUGGAGGCAUAAAUCAAUGACCGCUGCUACUGGCUUGCAAUGAACAGGACUGGAGGCUUCCACGGAGCAGCAUAUUAUGUGGAACCCAUUCCUCACCAGAAUAGGAAACGGCCACUGUUCCUGCUCAGCCUUUCCCAAUCUAACACUAUAGCUGGGCUGCAUGAUAUUCCCCUGGAGUCAAGUGUCAAGCACUCAGCCUGAGCACGCACCACUCCUCAUAGAGCCCUCCCACUACUGUCACCCAGUGGUCCAGCAGCCUGUUCCCCACCCCUUCCCCUCAGGCCGGCACAAGGAAACUAUGGUUUAAGUGGCAAAAUAAAAAUAUUUGCAUCAAGAACUGUGUCUGUCACAGAAAGG